Choloepus didactylus (southern two-toed sloth) is the source of this 964-nucleotide messenger RNA. RefSeq names its product eukaryotic translation initiation factor 1B (gene EIF1B). The record is from RefSeq and is a predicted model, not a curated record. Bases 271 to 612 code for a protein of 113 amino acids. NCBI's taxonomy places the organism in Eukaryota, Metazoa, Chordata, Mammalia, Pilosa, Megalonychidae. Gene Ontology annotation, biological process: translational initiation. Gene Ontology annotation, molecular function: ribosomal small subunit binding; translation initiation factor activity; RNA binding. The transcript is spliced from 4 exons. Gene Ontology annotation, cellular component: eukaryotic 43S preinitiation complex.
AUUUUGUGGGAGAAGCCGCAGCGCCGCCUCUUCUCUCGCUUCCCAGUAGCCGACGCCGCCGCCUCUUCCUCCGCCUCCUCCGCCUCCUCCGUCGCCUCUUCCUGCCGCCUCCCGGCUUCCGCCGCCGUAGCCACUUCAGUCGAAUCCCAGCCCCCGGGCGAAGCAUCUCCUUAUUUAUUUCCGUUUUCUGGUCAGACAGGCUCCUGACACGGUGAUCCGGGCGGGCCCCGCAGGAAUUUUAUCCCCUCACCGGCCUCACACUAGUAUCGCAUGUCCACUAUCCAGAACCUCCAAUCUUUCGACCCCUUUGCUGAUGCAACUAAGGGUGACGACUUACUCCCGGCAGGGACUGAGGAUUACAUUCAUAUAAGAAUCCAGCAACGGAACGGCAGAAAGACAUUGACUACUGUUCAGGGCAUUGCAGAUGAUUAUGACAAAAAGAAACUUGUGAAAGCUUUCAAAAAGAAAUUUGCCUGUAAUGGUACUGUGAUUGAGCAUCCUGAAUACGGAGAGGUUAUUCAGCUUCAAGGUGACCAAAGAAAAAAUAUUUGCCAGUUUCUGUUGGAGGUUGGCAUUGUCAAGGAGGAACAGCUUAAGGUUCAUGGAUUCUAAAAUGAACCCAAAUACGUGGAGAAUUUCUUGAAUGAUUUUUGUUCUCUAGAUCCAGUUUGGCUGCCUUGUGAAAUGAUUCUCUGCAGUAAAUGGACUUUUCAUUUAUUUAAUCAUUCAAACUUCCAUUCAUAUCUGCAUGAUUACAGAAAACAUGGGGUAUGUAGCUUAGUAACACAUAAGAAAAUUGCAGUAAGAUGGUAAUGAAGCCCCGUAUUCAUCUUAACGUGUUUCCAAUGGAAAAUAUUUUGUUUUGUGUGUUUAUUGUUUGGUUUAUUACUUUUCACUUGAUUAAAUAUUUUUUGUUGUAUUAAACCAUGUAUGUUGCAGCUUAACAAUAAAAAAAGUCUGUGAA